Asparagus officinalis (garden asparagus) is the source of this 873-nucleotide messenger RNA. RefSeq names its product 60S acidic ribosomal protein P0-3-like. NCBI's taxonomy places the organism in Eukaryota, Viridiplantae, Streptophyta, Magnoliopsida, Asparagales, Asparagaceae. Gene Ontology annotation, biological process: protein phosphorylation. Bases 1 to 873 code for a protein of 290 amino acids. Gene Ontology annotation, molecular function: ATP binding; protein kinase activity; protein serine/threonine kinase activator activity. The record is from RefSeq and is a predicted model, not a curated record. The transcript has 8 exons.
AUGACUACUAGAUUUGACUUUAGUGGUCCAUUUAUAUACAGUUACGGUCAAACGCAUGAUUUAGCCUUGCGUUUUGGUGAUCGACCUCAGUCUGAUUACACAACUAACCCUUUCAAAGGACUUAACAUUCCAACCAAGAGUAAUGAUGAUAUUGUUAAAAUCAUUACCCCAGUUGAGCUGAUCAAGAAAGGAGAUAAAGUGGGUUCCUCUGAGGCUGCCCUCCUGGCCAAACUUGGGAUAAAGCCUUUCUCAUACAGGCUUGUGGUUCUCUCUGUCUAUGACAACAGAUUUGUCUUUAGCCUAGAGGUGUUCAACCUCACUGAGGAUGACCUCGUUGAUAAGUUUGUAGCUGGUGUGUCUAUGGUUGCUUCACUGUCCUUAGCUCUCUCUUACCUAACUCUUGUCGAGUGGAGUAUCUCAAGAACCCAAACGAAAUUCGAUCGAGUGGAGUAUCUUAAAGACCCAGACAAAAUCGUUGCUAUCAUCGCUCUUGUUUGGGCACCAGAAGACAAUCGCAUUGAUAAGGAGCUGCUACCGAGGCUCAACAAUGCAAAGGCUGGUAAUAUCUUAGUUGAUACACAUGGAGGAGUGAAGCUCGGAGAUUUUGGUGUUUCCGCUUGCCUUUUUGAUUCGGGUGAUAGGCAGCGUACAUGGAAUACCUUAGUUGGAACUCCUUGCUGGAUGGCACCUGAAGUGAUGGAGCAACGAUAUGGUUAUGAUUUCAAGGUGGAUAUCUGGUCUUUUGGAAUUACGACAUUGGAGCUUGCUCAUGGGCAUGCUCCUUUUUCCUCUCGACCGCCUAUAAAGCAUGUUUUCAGUGAUGCCUUCUCUGAAAAAAAUUAUUUUGCAGGUCUUUCUCAUGACCUUGAAUAA